AUAUGUCCCUGUUGCAAGCCAGCAGGAAAAAAGGAUGUCACUAUAAAAGGGCAACAUCCGUAUUGGGACAACAUUGUCCAGCCAUCCGUCCGGGGGAGACCACCACCAACCUGAAGAAUAAACGUAUAAAAUGGACUUCGUGCCGUUUACGUUAUUUUUCAUGGUUUCUCUGCUGAGCUUCCAAGUAAGUGUUGGAAAACCAGCGAUUACAAAAGAAAGCAAUAUAUGGCCUGAAACCUGCACAGGGAAAGCCAUUUGCGACGUGAGACCCGACGACUACCCCCCGGAAGAAACAUUGAUACAGCUGUAUGACAUUUACAAAGACAAGGCUCCAAAAUUAAAUCAAACUAGGGAUCGCCAAGGUCCAGGUGGAAGUGAUUGCAACCCUUAUGAUUAUUAUAUGGAAAAGUGUUACAUGAUCCUUGACGAGAAGAAAGAAAUAAGAUAUGCGCUCUAUAUUCCAGGACACUACACUGUUCCAAUUAACCUCAUAGAAUGUAAAAGAGAUGCGCCUAAUAAAUUUAGGCUAGAAAUUUCGAAGAGAAGUUGCAAGCAAAAUUACAGAGAUCAAGAUUUUUUCGUGCUGACCCACGAUAUGCAGGGACUGGAAACAGUAAAGUCAGCCGCAGGAAUACCUUCAAGUUGUAUAGCUGUUCAAGAUGAAGACUAUUAAAACCAAUGAUUUAACA
Molecule: messenger RNA, 689 nt
Organism: Cydia pomonella (codling moth)
Lineage: Eukaryota; Metazoa; Arthropoda; Insecta; Lepidoptera; Tortricidae
Exons: 5
Coding region: 131-673 (180 amino acids)
Source: RefSeq, a predicted model, not a curated record